GUCCGUCCCCCUCUGUAAUUGCAAAACCUCACAAAAAUCAAAAACCCUAAUUUACAUGGUCGCGACCUCAAACUUGUCCUAAAACGUCGACGCCGAUAGUCGCCGUCAAUAGUUUCUGACUCGAAAAAGAGAAGAUGAAGGAAGGCAGAAAGCUGAAGAAGAGUAAUCUCCACGAGGUGGUUGAGAAAGUGCAGAGGAAGAAGAAAGAGAAAGAGAAAGUGAGCAAUGUUGAACAUCCUCAAGCUAUCACAAGUGAGAAGCCUAAUAGAAAGAAGGUUGAAUUGAAGAAGAAGAAGAGUAAGAAGGUUGCCGAGGAAAUAAGCGAGCAAGCUGAGAAAAUCAAAGGCAACAAGGGAAAGUUGAACAAGACUAAGAAUAAAAGGAAGGCCGAUGAGAUUUCUAGUGGUCCUGUUGAUGAUCAUCUGAUAAAACAAGCUGAUGACGAUAAAAACGUGGCUAAUGAUGCAACUGAAACGAGAAACCGAAAGUCUAAGAAACAGAGAAAGAUGAAGCUGACCUCUACUAAAGAGAUUGAAAAGAAGAACAAAGUUGAAGAAGAGGAGGAAGAUGUUUAUGAAAUAUCUUCAGGCGAUGAAGAUUGCUCCAGAGGAAUGAAAAAGUGGGUCACUGAUUACUAUGAGAACAGGCCCGGUUUAGACGAGCUGCAGAAGAGAAUCGAUGACUUCAUGACUGCUCACGAAGAACGCCUUGAGCAGGAGAAACAAGAGCGAGAAGCUAAAGCAGCAGAAGGCGGUUGGACCGUGGUCGUGCAUCAUAAAGGGAGGAAAAAGACAACAGAUGCUGAAUCUGGAACAGCUGUUGGAUCUGUUUCUCAGGCUGCUUUGGAAGAUAAGGUAGCUAAGAAGAAGAAGACUGAGAUUGUCGGUCAUGGUUUCUACCGUUUCCAGAGGCGAGAUGCCCAACGAAGUGAACUCUUGGCGCUUCAGACUAAGUUCGAGGAAGACAAGAAGAGGAUACAACAAAUUCGAGCUGCUCGUAAGUUUAAGCCUUACUAAGAACCAAACAGAUCCUACAUGGAUCAUAUAUUAGAGAGGCUUGUGAGCAAUGUCAUGAAUGUUUUUACGAUCAAUUUUGUAAUUGACAAUUUCAUGAGCUUUUGUGGGUGUUUUUACCCUUGAAAGAUUAUAUUUUAUCAACCUUUUGAAAUCGAAUUCAAAAAUA
Brassica rapa (field mustard) is the source of this 1182-nucleotide messenger RNA. Its product is annotated as calponin homology domain-containing protein DDB_G0272472. Gene Ontology annotation, biological process: ribosomal small subunit assembly; rRNA processing. NCBI's taxonomy places the organism in Eukaryota, Viridiplantae, Streptophyta, Magnoliopsida, Brassicales, Brassicaceae. The record is from RefSeq and is a predicted model, not a curated record. Gene Ontology annotation, cellular component: CURI complex; UTP-C complex.